CCAACGCCCCGACGCCCGCAUGUCCCAGUCCGCGGCUCCAAGAAGGACACUCCUUCCUUUUGGGCAGCACCCACCCCACCUUUGCCGUCUUCGACCAGAAGUUAUGGCCUCAGAGGUCUGGCGAUCUUCGCUCUCCCCUCGCCUCCUCCCCGGAUCUCCUCUCCUCUUCAAGCCCUCUCCCCCUCCCUCCUCCUCUUGCUUCCGGAGAUCUUCUCUCUCUGCUGCUUCCCUUGGGCUUCCCUCUCACCAGCGGCGCAGGGUGCUCGUGCUGCGUCCCAGGGCCGCCGAUCAGCAAGGUCAGGUUCAGGAUGGUGAAGUUAUUGAUAGCAAAAUCUUGCCAUAUUGCAGCUUAGAUAAGAAGGCAGAGAAGAAGACGCUAGGAGAACUUGAACAGGAAUUUCUAGAAGCACUACAAUCAUUCUACUAUGACAAAAAAGCAAUAAUGUCUAAUGAGGAAUUCGAUAAUCUCAAGGAAGAAUUAAUGUGGGAAGGAAGCAGUGUCGUCAUGCUAAGUCCAGAUGAACAAAAGCUUUUGGAAGCUUCGAUGGCUUAUGCAGCCGGAAAUCCCAUAAUGACAGAUGCUGAAUUUGACAAACUGAAGUCGAGAUUAAGGAAAGAAGGGAGCGGCAUUGUACAAGAAGGCCCACGAUGCAGUCUUCGUACCAAAAAGGUGUACAGUGACUUGACUGUUGACUACUUCAAGAUGUUCUUAUUAAAUGUGCCAGCAGCUGUUAUUGCUCUGACCUUGUUUUUCUUUCUAGAUGAUUUGACGGGUUUUGAAAUUACACAUCUGCUGGAGUUGCCAGAGCCCUUCAGUUUCAUUUUCACAUGGUUUGCUGCUUUACCUUUUAUAUUUUGGUUGGCCCAAUCACUCACUAAUGUCGUCGUGAAAGACUUUUUGAUCUUAAAGGGCCCUUGCCCAAACUGUGGCACAGAAAAUGUUUCCUUCUUUGGAAGUAUAUUGUCCAUACCUAGUGGUGGUUCCGCAAAUAGUGUAAAAUGCUCAAAUUGCAGCACUAAAUUGGUUUACGACUCAGGAACACGCUUAAUCACACUUCCAGAACCAACUGAAGCAUAAGCUACAGCCUGGUUUUGCAAGUUUGAAGAUUAUUCUAACCAGUUUUAAGGGGAAAGAGGAGCCGGCAGCUAAGCAUCAUGUGCUAACUGAUAAAUUCAGACUCCAUGUACCGUUACAUACAAAAAAGCUUCAGAUUUGAGUAUACCUGCUGUCUUCAACAAAAGCUUCUUAUGCCAGAAGUUUGCAUAUUUGAGUAUACCUGCUGCUACCAUUUGCUGUUCUUUGCAGUUGUUUCCGCAUAAACUACUGAAAUCAGGCAAGAUGGUCAAUGACUAUCUAUGUAAUUAUCCUUGUAUAUAUAAAAGCUUCAGAUUUGCUGGUACUGUUCCAAUCUUUUUUUCUUUUU
Molecule: messenger RNA, 1424 nt
Organism: Phoenix dactylifera (date palm)
Lineage: Eukaryota; Viridiplantae; Streptophyta; Magnoliopsida; Arecales; Arecaceae
Source: RefSeq, a predicted model, not a curated record